This is a messenger RNA of Sinocyclocheilus grahami, 312 nucleotides long. RefSeq names its product rab GTPase-activating protein 1-like. The transcript has 3 exons. The annotation marks the transcript as partial. NCBI's taxonomy places the organism in Eukaryota, Metazoa, Chordata, Actinopteri, Cypriniformes, Cyprinidae. The record is from RefSeq and is a predicted model, not a curated record.
CUUCAGCAAACGCAGUUACACCGAGACCUUCUAUCUCAAGCUCAGACAGAUGGAGAACACGGAGAGGAAGAGUAACUCAGACACGCUGUAUGAAGUGGUGAGUUUAGAGAGCGAGACCGAGAGAGAGAGGAGGAAGACCACAGCGAGCCCCGGCAUCCUGUCGUGCGGCUCUCACGGCUCUAUGGUGCCCUCUCCUCCUGAGGAUGAUGAGGAGGAAGACAAUGACGAGCCGUUAUUGAGUGGAUCUGGAGACGUGUCUAAGGAGUGCGGUGAAAAAAUUCUGGAAACUUGGGGAGAUUUACUGUCUAAAUG